AUGAAGGUGGAUAAAUCCCCUCUUGGUCACGUCGCUGAUCUCAAUUCGACUUCCGGCGGCACCGAAGUCUCCCUUGGCUACAAGAAGAAGCAACGGAAUGCUCGCUCUCCACCUCCAACGACGCCGGGUAAACUCAAGCAGCUGCGAUCUGCUUUUUCCUUGAAAGCUACAGAAGUGCGAGAGCAAGAGCUUCUUGCUCCAAGCUCCCCGCCGUCAAAGACGAUGGAAUACUACAUGUACCCGCUACUGCUGGCGUGCUACACUCGUCAAGGCAAGACUGCAGAGGCAGCUGUAGUGGGGCUAUCUCACUGUCUUGAUGAAGGUGUAUUCGACAGUCAUGGCUCAGAGCUAUGCCGUCUGGAGGUGGUUAUCGACGCAGUCACAUCCUUAUGCCAGCAAGGAAUCAAGGCUCGCUUUGAGCCCGCACUUCAAUUCUUCCAAAAGGUCAUUCGGAAGUGUACGAAAGGGUUCGAGCCUCCUGUACUUCAUGCAAUCCUGAAGGCUCUCACAUUUAUUGGAGACUUCGAUAGCUCCCUCGCCAAGUCGUUUGAGGACGAACUGGUGUCAAAGAUUAUGUGCGCUUACGAAGCCACGCUGAUCAGCACUAAGCCCGUCGUCGAGGAAACUGCUGAUGCCAAAACGGAGCAACCAUCAGACGCUCUCACUCGAGAGUUAGUUGUGGAUCUCAUUGAUGACAUUAGCACUGGCGCCGAAAUUGCCACCAUCACUGACAAUAUGCUGGGUAUAUUCAAGGCUGAGAAAAAUGCUCUGCAGUUGGUCGUGACGUUCAGUAAGGCUAGCAACCGCAAGUUCGUUGGGCUUGGCGAGACAGCUACUGAAAGCGACCAGUGCUCAAGUGUGAGUUCUCUUCGCGCUCUAAACCAGACGCUCCUGGCAGCAGGCACAAGAGCUCGAGAACAACGCGUAUUCGGACAGGUAGUUCGGAGAUUUGUGCUGUCGACGCUCAACGCCACAGUACUAACGUGGCUGCCGGACGUGUUUCGAGCGCAUUUGACUUUGGUCACGACGCUAUGGAACCACUAUCGACGAUAUCUCAAACUGGAGCUGGCACUGAUGUUCGACCAAAUACUUCUCCGCAUUCUGAAAACCUCAGCACCUUGCGCGAAGAAUCACCAAAUGGAAAUCAUGCACGAAAUGACCAUGUGGCUGCAGCUCCCGCACAACGUUGUGGAGAUUUUCCUCAACUUCGAUCUGGAUCGGAUACAGCAGUGGAAAAUAUUUGAGCACUUGUGCUCGACCUUAGGCUCAAUUGGUGAGGGCCAAGGGAAUCACAUUGGAAACGCUGACGACGGGGAUGACUCGGCCCUAGAGCUGCAAAAUCAGGCAAUCAGCACGAUUCUCGCUAUGGCGCGCAGUAUUAUGGACGCAAGUGGCCACGCCCACCUCAUCAGUCGAGACCAGCGUACGCGUAUGCUUUCGAUGGAUAAUGGUGGCUGGGAACAGGACGAGUCGGCAGAAGAAGCUUCGCCUAUGAAGGACACACCUGCUUCGGCGACAAACGGGGACGUCGGUACUGAUCAAGCGAGCCAACCUAGCUCUCCUACUGAGGCCAAGGCUCACCCCGGGUUGAAGCGCCAAAGUAGUCGUAAGUACGGCGGUAACAUCUCGAUUCGGAUGCGAAAUGAGCUCCAGAAACACAACCAGCAACUGCUGAAGCGCGCAAUGGAAAUUGCGGCGUCUAAAAGCCUGAAGAAGGCGUUGGAGUACCUAGUCGCAAUGAACUUCAUCAAGGACUCGCCGCGAAGCAUAACGUCGUUCCUGCGGAUAUACCACGACUUCUUCGACGAGACUGAGAUCGGAGAUUACUUGGGCGAAGGCGACGAAGACGUUAAAGUGCAGAUUCGGCUGACGUAUGUUCGGGCGAUAUCGUUCAAGGGAAUGACACUUGUGGAGUCUCUGCGGCACUUCCUGACUAACGGAGGCUUUCGUCUGCCAGGCGAAGCUCAAAAGAUCGAGCGGAUGGUGGAGGCUUUCGCGCAGUGCUACUGGGACGACUCCCCCGCAGCUUUCUCUUCUGCUGACACGGCCAUGAUCAUUGCGUAUUCCAUCAUCAUGCUGAACACGGAUCUGCACAAUCCACAGGUCAAGAAGAACAAAAUGUCAAAGGAGCAAUUUGUCAAGAAUAACAGGGGUAUCGACAACGGCAAGGACCUACCGAAGAGGUUUCUUGAGGAGAUAUACGAUGACAUCGCGCACAACCCGAUGCAAAUCAAGGGCAGUCGAAUUGUUCCAAAGGCCUCGCGCGAAGCUAGCGUCACAGCCGCUGAUCUCGAAAAUGAAAAGUUCCGACUCGGUAUCGCGAAGGCUGUGGCUCAGUCGGAGGAGCUGAUGAAAGACCUCUCUCACGCGUACAACACCUUUCAGUUCGUUGGAGUCGACGCGCCGAUCAGCCCCGACCUAAUUAAACUUCUGUUCGAGCGCGUAUGGUUCUCGUUGCUCACUCUCUCGACAUCCAUCCUGUGCGACAGUCAGUCAGAUCUGUCCACGAGAAUGCAGUGCCUCGACCUCUUGCGGUACUGCAUCUCCACGUGCUUGUUCUUGAGCAUGCCGGUGGAGCGUCAGGCUUUUUGUGGUUUACUUCGGAAGCUGCAGGACUCGCUGGACGGAAGACACCAAGAAGAAGGGGACGAACCAGGGAAGGAAGACCCAGUUGACAACAGCCAGACCAUCCCGGACGACAAGAAGUACGAAUGGGCUCGAACCAUCGAAGAAGCUGCGGCGAGUGACGAUCCGUGGAAGGCCAUGGGAGAUAUCCACCUGCUCGUGAACGCCAUGAAGGAGACGAUUCAAGUCCGUCAGAAGUCGGAGAAGCUCGACUCGGUCAUCCAGCGCAUCUACCGAGCCCACUUCUAUCUCAAGAACUCGACGACUUUCAUCCACGAGGGCGACCUGACCAAGAAGUGUCGGUCACGUAACCAGCUUUACCGCUUCUUCCUGUUCAACGAUCAGCUGCUGUACGCUGACAAGAACAUGAGUGGGCGCUGGAGUCCGCACAACUCGCUGCGUCUCAAGCUGACGCGCAUCUCCAACAUCCCUGACGGAGUUAUGUCGAAGCAUGCUUUCCAGAUCCAGAACCCGGUCAAGUCGUUCGUGGUGUUCGCGGACAGCGCGAGCUCCAAGGCCGAGUGGAUGCGACUCAUUGACGACGCCAUUGCAGAGGCGUCCAAGAAGAUCAAUCGCACAGCGCGCCGCAUCUCGACCCAAGGUUUGGGCGACGCUCGACCGUCCUCGCUCGUAUCCGCUGCGUCGACAGCUUCGUCCGCGAUGAAAGUGUUCAUGCGCUUCGGCUCGCCUAUGACGUCGCCGACAACGGAACGGGACAGCAGUCUUGACAGCGAAGGUGAAUCUCCAGUGAAACCUAUCGAGGCAGCAAGUCCGCAACCCGCAGCAACUGAAAGUGAGCUGAAGAAUGGAGGUGAAUCCAGCGCAACCCAGUCCAAGUUCGAAGUCAACUCGAAUGAAGAACGACAGGGUAAUUCCGGGGCCGUCGAGGUUGAGAACAACAGCAAUGCCGCUGAAGUCGACACUGCUGCGGUGUGA
Phytophthora sojae is the source of this 3561-nucleotide messenger RNA. RefSeq lists its product as hypothetical. The record is from RefSeq and is a predicted model, not a curated record. Gene Ontology annotation, biological process: regulation of ARF protein signal transduction. Gene Ontology annotation, molecular function: guanyl-nucleotide exchange factor activity. The transcript is spliced from 5 exons. Bases 1 to 3561 code for a protein of 1186 amino acids. NCBI's taxonomy places the organism in Eukaryota, Oomycota, Peronosporomycetes, Peronosporales, Peronosporaceae.